CAAGACUUUAGAUCGAGCCGAGCCAUGAAUUGGGCAUGGCAGACGGUGCUGGCAGUUUUGGGUGUGCAGUGUGCGGCCUUCGAUGAUCGCUGGAAUGCGUUUUCACAGCCUGGAUGGCAGCAUGGAGACCGGCCCCGUGAAGACAUCAGCAUUGUGGUGCUGCUGGCCCUCAAGCAAAGGAACCUGAAGCUUCUGGAGAAAACCGCCAAGGCUGUCUCGGAUCCAGAAAGCAAGGAAUAUGGCAGACACCUGCAACGAGACGAGCUCUACGGAAUCGGGGGCUCUUCUGCAUAUGAUGCCGCCAUAGUGGAGGACUUCUUCGCUAGGCAGCCUGAGGGUAACUUCAAGUUCUCUUUCGGCAAGGACUUUGCCAGAUACAGCUGCAGUAUCUCAUGCGUGGAGAGAGUAUUUAACACCAGCCUCAGGAUUCAAGCGGGGAAGGUGUCGCCUGGGUCUACGCCUGUACGUGCAGCAACGCCAGUGAGCCUACCAGCGCAUGUGCAAAGCGCUCUGGAAGGAACCUCCUUGAAUGCCCCAUUGUUCAUGCCUCCCCAUCCGGAGCAGCCGCAGGAGCAUGCCUUUCACUAUAGCAGCUCUGGGCGAACAGCGCCGCGCGUGCGACCUCAAAUGAUUGCCGGCGACCAGUUCAUCAGCCUUCGCUUUGUUGCAUAUUGCAAGGAUGAGCUGGUGAAUGAAGAUGCCCUUGAAACUGGAAUUUGCAAAAAUAGUCUCCAUUCAAUACUUAUCACUGCCUUUGAUAUUUUGGUUCUUCAGACGGAGACAAAUUUGCAGAAGCUCGUGCGAGUGCCUGCAGUCCCGGACACGCUUGGCCAAAGGCUGCGCAAGACGAAAGAUGGCAAGCCAUGUAUGGAGUUUAACUCGACACUGAGCAGCAUCCAAAACUAUGCAGGGACCAUCGUAAGGAUCCGGUCACUCUUUAGCGAUGGCUCCGUCUCAGACUUCAGCGACGCCGGGGAAGUGAUGCAGGUCUUCCCCAUGGCUUACUCGACCCCUGAACUGCUGUCCCGCAACUACGGCAUCCCAAUGCGCGAGCCGGUGCGGCAUCCUCGGAACACGGUCUCUGUUGCUGAGUUUCUCGGUCAGUACUACAACCCAGACGACUUGGUAGCUUUCUUUAAGUUGAUGGGGGUUCAGCUGUGGGAAACAAGGGACAAGCUCCAAAUCAUCGGGGCAAAUCUUCCAAUGGCCGGCUCCGUUCUUGGAGGGGAAGCGCAGCUGGACAUUCAGUACAUCACAGCUUUGGCCUCCAACGUGUCCACUAUUUUCUGGAGUGUUCCCUCCAUUGAGCUGGCAACUCGACAGGAGCCCUUUCUGGAAUGGCUGAUGCAGUUGGAAGAUACGCCUGAUGACCAGAUCCCUUUAGUCCAUUCUGUUUCGUAUAGCGACGAUGCUUAUGCCAUGCCAUUCUGGUUCAAGCGCCGUGUCAAUGACGAGUUCAUGAAGUUGGCUUUGCGAGGGAUUACAGUGUUGGUGGCGAGUGGUGAUGACGGCGUCAGCGGCGCCAUUGUUUCGAAGUAUGGUGCAAAGUAUUGUGGAGUGGCGCGGGAGGGGUUCCCAUCGUCUUCGCCAUGGGUCACUUCGGUUGGAGGCACUCAGCUUGCUCAAGCAAAUGUGCCUGUCUGCGGCUAUUCAUCUGACACUGUGAUUGUUUCGUGCCCUUCAGAUGGGGAGGUAGCUUGUACCUCGGACAGGGGUGGCGGAAUCACCACAGGCGGCGGCUUCUCCAAUGACUUCCCGCGGCCGUGGUAUCAGGAGGCGGCAGUGCAUCAAUAUGUGGGUCAGACAGACAAGCCCCUGCCCUCCCAAAAGGACCUGAUUUACAACAGCUCUGGCCGUGCGUAUCCGGAUCUGGCUGGGCUGUCCAGCAACUAUUUGGUGCUCAUGGGCAGCGACCUGCAAGCGAUGAGCGGCACGUCAGCGUCAACGCCACUCAUCGCGUCGAUGGUGGCUCGAUGGAACGAAGACCGCCUGCAGAAUAACCUGCCGCCCCUGGGCUUCAUCAAUCCUGUCAUCUAUAACAUCCUCAAGAAUCAUCCCAGUGCCUUCAAUGACGUUCAGAUGGGAGACAACCGCUGCUUCCGAAGUGCUUGUUGCCCUGUUGGAUUCAGUGCAGCCCGGGGCUGGGACGCAGUCAGCGGAGCAGGCAGCCCCAACUUCCAAGCAAUCAGAGAGAUUUUGCAGCAGGAAGCCAUGUUUGCGUUCGCGCCGAGAUUCAGCAGGCCAGCGCCACCCCUCACUCUGAAUGCUUCAGUCCAGGGUUGGUGGCACUUGCCGCUGCUGUUGCUGCUCCAGUCACUGGCCACCGGCUUUGUGGUUUUCAUGGUGAUGAGCUGCCGCAGCUCCAAGUUGCCGCAGGUCAGGAGGCCCCUCUUGGAUGGCUGAGCUCGACGUCGGCCACGUCAGAGUACAGUUGUCCCGAGGGACAUUUGGGCGUGUCCUUUCUUUUGAGGUUCCA
Effrenium voratum is the source of this 2476-nucleotide messenger RNA. The record is from the annotation of a GenBank genome assembly. NCBI's taxonomy places the organism in Eukaryota, Dinophyceae, Suessiales, Symbiodiniaceae.